This is a messenger RNA of Pygoscelis adeliae (Adelie penguin), 1329 nucleotides long. RefSeq names its product STT3A, subunit of the oligosaccharyltransferase complex (catalytic) (gene STT3A). The transcript is spliced from 8 exons. The record is from RefSeq and is a predicted model, not a curated record. Lineage: Eukaryota; Metazoa; Chordata; Aves; Sphenisciformes; Spheniscidae. Gene Ontology annotation, molecular function: dolichyl-diphosphooligosaccharide-protein glycotransferase activity. Gene Ontology annotation, cellular component: membrane. The annotation marks the transcript as partial. Gene Ontology annotation, biological process: post-translational protein modification.
UGAUGAUCACGUCGGCGGCAAUUUACCACGUGCUGCACUUCUUCCACGUCACCAUCGACAUCCGAAACGUCUGCGUGUUCCUGGCUCCCCUCUUCUCCUCUUUCACCACCAUAGUGACUUACCACCUCACCAAAGAGCUGAAGGACGCGGGGGCAGGACUCCUUGCUGCCGCCAUGAUCGCCGUUGUGCCCGGGUACAUCUCUCGAUCUGUUGCCGGCUCCUACGAUAACGAAGCUGCGGCUGUCGAGGGUGCCCUUGGAGAGAGCAGAUCUCGGCUGGCGUCGCCGCUGGGCGAACCCCAGGAGAAUCUAAACCUGCCGCCUUUGACCUCUGCUGCGCAACCUGUUCAGCCCUGGAACUUGUGGGGUUUUUGUGUCUGUUUUCUCUCUCGGCAGGUCUCCUCGUGGGGUGGCUACGUCUUUCUGAUUAACCUCAUCCCCUUGCACGUUCUUGUGCUGAUGCUGACCGGCCGCUUCUCCCACAGGAUCUACGUAGCCUAUUGCACGGUCUACUGCUUGGGAACCAUCCUCUCGAUGCAGAUCUCCUUUGUUGGCUUCCAGCCCGUCCUCUCCUCGGAGCACAUGGCUGCCCUUGGAGUCUUCGGCUUGUGUCAGAUCCACGCCUUCGUAGACUACCUUCGGAGCAAGCUGAACCCGCAGCAAUUCGAAAUCCUCUUCAGGAGCGUCAUCUCCCUGGUCGGCUUCGUCCUCCUCACCAUCGGGGCCGUGCUGAUGCUGACAGGGAAAAUCUCCCCGUGGACGGGGCGUUUCUACUCCCUGCUGGAUCCUUCCUACGCAAAGAACAACAUCCCCAUCAUCGCCUCCGUCUCCGAGCACCAGCCCACCACUUGGUCCUCCUAUUACUUUGACCUCCAGCUCCUCGUUUUCAUGUUCCCAGUCGGUCUGUAUUACUGCUUCAGUAACCUCUCGGACGCCCGCAUUUUUAUCAUCAUGUACGGCGUGACCAGCAUGUACUUCUCUGCUGUGAUGGUGAGGGCCGCGGCCUGCCGGGCGCAAGCAGGACGACGAAACGGUCUUAAAGCUGAUUUAAUUUAUUUUUCUGAACUUGCUGAUGACGGUGCUGACGGCACGUCUGGUGUUCGGGUGCAGGACGCAAAGGUGAUGUCCUGGUGGGACUAUGGGUACCAGAUAACCGCCAUGGCCAACCGGACCAUCCUGGUGGACAACAACACCUGGAACAACACGCACAUCUCCCGCGUCGGUCAGGCGAUGGCAUCGACGGAGGAGAAAGCCUACGAGAUCAUGAGGGAGCUGGACGUCAGCUACGUGCUGGUAAUCUUCGGAGGCCUCACUGGGUAUUCAUCUGACG